UUAAAACGAUCACAAAACUCAAAAGUCACAGCCAUCAAAACGCCACCGUACACAGAGGGUGUGUGUGGCAAACAAAUUACAAAUUGUUUUUGUCAUUUUAGUAGAGUGGUAGCGAGACUGUAAACAGUUGAAUUUUUUGUCAUCCACUAGAUACUUGUGAAUGUGUUGGUUUUAAUGUAAUAUAUUGGAUAUACUAAAAUCUGAAUUUUAAAGAUGCAGCAGACACAGAGGAUUGAACAGAGAACUCCUGAAUAUGCCAGACGCGAAAAGUGUGCCAAAUGGAUGUCCGUCAUUCUCCUCAUCACAUCGUUGAUGGAGUUUGCUGUUGGCAUGUACCUUUACUUCAUGGUCACAAAUUAUUAUGUAGGAGCUUAUUGGUCUUCGAUUGGUGCAAUUCUAGGUGUAAGCAUAGGCUUAGUUGGUAUUUCCUACAAGAAGGAAGGCAGCAGCUUUAUGAGAUGGGGUGUGAGACUCAUCACGAUUAGUGUGCUAAUGUGCAUUUGUGGCGCUAUCAUUGAUGGAGUUGCCGCAGGAGCAGCUGAUGAUGUUGAUGUUGACAGAUGUAACUACUCUGCGAAUAAGACCAUUGUCACCUGUGGCACUUGUAGAUCCAUGGUGCAAGCGGAAACAUGCUACUGUUGCUAUCUGCUUGAAGAUUGUGAAUUUAGCAGUCAAGGUCCAAAAGAUGUUCCUACUCAUAUAGAGGGCGUGAGUUCAUGCAAUGAUGUUGUCAUAUAUGUCUGGUUACUCUGGAUAUCUGUUGGAUUUUGUUCACUGAAUACUGUACUUGGUGUAAUUACUGGCGCUCAAAUUGGUGGUUUUAAUAAAACAGUAAGUACAAUUUAUAGUGGAAUAAUACCAGUGGUACAACAAAUACUGGUAGAAACAACAUUAGAAGAUCAUCAGCAAAAAUGUCAAAAGAAAGCCAAUCAUGAUUAA
Molecule: messenger RNA, 939 nt
Organism: Anneissia japonica
Lineage: Eukaryota; Metazoa; Echinodermata; Crinoidea; Comatulida; Comatulidae
Product: transmembrane protein 255B-like
Exons: 7
Coding region: 214-939 (241 amino acids)
Source: RefSeq, a predicted model, not a curated record